AAUGGAUAUGGCGGACUGUCAAUGCGCCUGUGCGUGACAUCAGAGUCUGCUCCUUGUUGCUUUUCUAUGCAACAUCUGAACAAAGGCCUGCCCCUUUUCAGGAGGAUUUCUCUACCGCAAUCGUUACUUUACGUGUAAUCACGAUUACUAAAUCGGAUUACGCUACUUUUAUUAUAUUUCAAGACGUCAGUAACAGCAGAGAUGAUUUCCGAAUUGGAGGUUGAUCACAAUGAAAGCAGCGUCGAGAUCAAAUCGGCCAUGCAUACUUGGCGUUAUCGCCACCAUUUCACGUACAAGGCAGAUCAAGGAAAAAAUAUCAUCGUGCAGUGUAAUCUAUGUCUGCCGAGGGUAAAUCUGCUAUCCACGUCGAAAACCUCCACAUCAAACCUAAAGAAGCAUUUAGACAGAACACACUUGGGCUGUGAAGCCAAGCCUGAUGUCAAGAGGGGGAGGAAGAAAGAAGAGUAUAACGGUGAGGAGAGCAGGCACUGCCAACUCAAAAAAUUAAAAGCAGAAAUAAUCUCCAAAUGCAUGACCCAAACAAAAAUCGAUGAGCUGAUAUUCAACUUCAUUGUGGAGGAUUGCCAGUCAUUUUACGUGCUGGAGCAACCUGGAUUCAGGAAGCUGGUUGCAGGCUUAACUGAAGGGCUUAGGUCCAUGGACAGAGUGACCUUGUUCACAAAGGUGGACCAGGGUUUCUCCAGGAUGCGGGAAGAGCUGAUGGAGAAACUCAGCAGCAUCCAGUAUGUGUGCACCACGGCUGACAUCUGGACAGCCAACAGCAGGAGCUUCUUCGGGAUGACCUGCCACUGGAUCGACAAACAUUCUCUGGAGAGGAAAUCUGCGGCUCUGGGGUUUGCACGGCUGCAGGGCAGAAUCACGCACGACACCAUCGCUGGACGCAUACAUGACAUCCACGUGGCGUACAAUAUUGAAACUAAAGUUCAGACCACGGUCACUGAUAAUGGCAGCCCCUUCAUCAGCGUGUUCAGGGAGUUUGCAGUGGACAGCAAGGAAAGUGAUGAUGACAUCGGUUUCUAUGAGAACGUGAGCACCGUCCUGGAGGGUGAGCCAGAGCAGGACAUGCUCCUGUUUCUGCCCACUGUACAGCGCUGUGCCUCACACACCCUGGAGCUGAUAGUCACUGAGGACUUCUGGCAGGCUGUGUCCCAGGGGCCCAUGUGCCAGCUACAUUACAGCACAAUGGCCAAGGUGUACGCCGUCUGGAACAAAUGCCACCAUCUCCAGGUCGGUAUGGAUUCAGCAGAGGAGAUUGGAAAGAUGGCGCUUGUUGUUCCAGCUGUGAUACGCUGGAAUGUGGAGUACUGUGCUGUGCAGAAGAUUGUGUCCCUCUCUGAGCGGGAGCUGACAGAGUUGUGCGCCCGCCUGGAGGUCCCACGCAUGCAGCCAGAGGAGAUGGCCUUCCUGAAAGAAUACGUGACUGUGUUCCACCCGCUCGCUUUUGCACUUGAACUUUUCCAAGCAGAGCAGAAAUGUUACCUGGGUCUAGUCAUCCCGACCAUACUCAGUCUGAAGAACAAGCUAAAUGAGCAGAAAGAUUCUGCAACCUACUUAAGCGGGGUCAUCAACGCCAUCGUGGUGGCUAUUGAUUUGCGGUUCCAGGAGCUGUUCGCCAGCACAGAAGCUAAGAUUGCAACAGCGACGACGCCUCAGUUUCGUUUGCUGUGGAUGGCUGCCUCCGACAGAGAGGAGAUGUGCGCCGUGCUGGCUACAGAGGCAGCCCAGAUGGAUCCAGGCACCAUAACUGAGCCAAACACCAGCCGAAGCUCAUCAAACACCAUUGAAACUGAGGAUGACUUCUUCAGCUACGGGUCUGUGAAGCCUGCCAUUCAGAUCCAGCAACGGGGAGUGAUGGAGGAGAUCCGCAAGUAUGUGGAAGGAACGGGGAAGAGCCUAGAGUGCCUUCAGGACUUCCCCAGAAUGAAGCAGCUCUUCUUAAAAUACAACACAACUCUGCCAUCCACGGCCCCCAUCCAGCGUCUCUUCAGUCAGAAAGGCAACCUGGUCACCUCACAGAGAAACUUUCUGACCGACGAUUACUUCGAACGCAUUCAGCUCCUGAGAUACAACAGUAACGUGUGUACUUUGGCCACUGAGUGAACACAUUGCCGGUGACUCUCUCGCUCAGCCUUUUAAUUGAUUCAAAAUCAAAACCAUUUUGUGCUCAAAGAAAGUCAUUACUGAUAAACCCUUAGUAAUAUCUCAUUUCAGACAAUUAAGCCCAGAUGUGUUUUUUUAAAUAUUACUCUUAUCUUUUUUAAUAGUCAUAGUGUAUAUCUCCCUGUCUGAAGGGCCUCGUGAAAUAUAUUUGUUGACAAUCACAGAGAAUGACAUUCAAGGACUGAUCUAAUGUGACAAAAGCAUCUUUCUAGCUGUGCUAUUGUUAUUGUUAACCCAAGUGAGUUCCUCUUUCAGUUAGGUUUGUUUUUUUCUACAGGUGCUCAAUGAGAAUGCAUCUCCUGUCUGUUUGUUUUAUAUCAUAUAUAAAAAGACAAGGAAAGAGCCCUUUUUUGUCUGUCGUGCUUUUUUUUUUAGCGACGUUUGGGUCGGCUGCCUUAAGCCAAAAGUGCAUCAGCAGAUACUGUUUCAAAGAAGCCUCAGAGCACACAAACUACAGAAAUCCCAUUGCUGCAGAGUCCCGAGUGUAUUCCUUACUGAGCGUCCAGCUGUCAAUUGAGAGUGUUUGUUUUGUCAGACAGCUGCCUGGAGACCAGCAGGAGGAUGUCAGAGCAUACAAACACACACACAGGCAGUGUGGACCUGAGCUGUCAAAAACACGACACUUCUGAAGAUGUCGGCCCUGAGAGAGUAUGAAUCGCCUUGGGAUUUUCUUUUUCUUCUUUUCAACAUCAGUGCAUGUAGAAACCUAUAUGUUUAUAUAUUCCAGUUAUCUGUAUUUCUUUGACUUUUCUUUGAAGCCACUGAGAUUUAGGCAGAGAUAUAAAACUCCCCAGCAGUGGGCUACAGUUAAACUGCCCUCACUGCUUCCUAAAAGUAUGUUCUACUUGAGAGACAGGGUGUAAGGACUGUAUUCAACAACACAUCAGCUGAUAAGGGGAAGAAAGAGCUUUAACAACAGGUUGCCAAUAGGGGAAGCAGGAUUGUAUGAAGCUAAAGGGCUGCUGCAGAAAUGCAAUGUGAUACACACAUGCUCAGUUGUUUUGCACAUGGAUAAACAGGUAAAAUACAGUCAACUGGUAAAAAAAGAAUUGCCUUGCUUAAUCAUGGGUGAAUAACUGCUGGACUACUAAAUCAAACUUGAAGUCACUUUUUAAAUAAUCUGGUUUUGUUUGACGAGAAUUUUUAAUUGUCUUCUUUUCAACCUUGAGAAAAGUAUUGGUCUGUGUACACUAGCACGUUUAACAUUAAUGUAUACUAGGCUUCUCAAUAUGAAAGGUUGCAGAAUAUCAGUCAUAUCUGCAUUACUGUUAUGAAACAUGGCCAAAUCAAUAAAUAUUUGUAUGACGCCAUA
Gymnodraco acuticeps is the source of this 3493-nucleotide messenger RNA. RefSeq lists its product as uncharacterized. The transcript has 2 exons. The record is from RefSeq and is a predicted model, not a curated record. The coding region runs from base 202 to 2121 and encodes 639 amino acids. Lineage: Eukaryota; Metazoa; Chordata; Actinopteri; Perciformes; Bathydraconidae. Gene Ontology annotation, molecular function: DNA binding.